AUGGCUUCCGGGAUCGCCAGCAUGUCCUCCUCUCUUGCGGUGCUCCUCCUCGGCGUGCUGCUGCUCUCCCGCAGCAGCGUCGGCAACGCGGCGCGGCACCUGGAGGAGGCGGAGUACCCACCGGUACCCAAGCCGGACGUGCCGCCACCGUUGCCUGUACCGGAGGUGCUGCCGAAGCCGGGGCUGCCACCGCUGCCCACACCUGAGGAGCAGCCCAAUCCGGAGCUGCCGCCGUUGCCCACACCGGACGUGUUGCCAGAGCCGCCGUUGCCCGCACCCGACGUGCUGCCGAAGCCGGGGCUGCCCACACCUAACGUGCAGCCCAAACCGGAGUUGCCGCCGUUGCCCAAACCGGAGGUGCCCAAACCUGACGUGGAACCGAAGCCAGAGCUGCCACCCGUGCCCAAGGGUGAGGAGCCACCGAAGACGGAGCUGCCGCCGCCGCCAACAGGUGGGAUCCCACCAAAGCCGGUUUCGCCGCCUCUUCCUACAGGUGAGCUUCCGCCCAAGCCGGAGCCCGAGCGGCUGCCCAAGACAGACGAGCCAUCGAAGCCAGAGCAGCCUCCACUUCCGACCGGUGAGAUUCCACCGAAGCCAGAGGUCGAGCUGCCACCCAAGACAGAGGAGCCACCGAAGCCGGAGCUGCCGCCGCCUCCGACCGGUGACCUUCCACCGAAGCCGGACGUCGGGCUGCCACUGAAGCCAGACCUGCCGCCGCUCCCUACCAGUGAGCUUCCACCGACGGCGCAGCCGCCACUGCCGAAUCCCGCGGAACCAAAACCAUGA
Molecule: messenger RNA, 786 nt
Organism: Triticum turgidum subsp. durum (durum wheat)
Lineage: Eukaryota; Viridiplantae; Streptophyta; Magnoliopsida; Poales; Poaceae
Source: the annotation of a GenBank genome assembly